ACUUCAACAGGUUAUGAGCCUUGACUUCUAGACAUUAGAAUCGACCCUGCAAUACGCUCGUCAUUCCUUCUAGCAAGUUCGACAAAAUUGUCGAAAUCCCAAUAUCGAUCUAUCAACAACAUCUCCAUUCCGGUGCUAUUAUCUCCUACUGUCCGCACUUCAAACUCUCCCCACAAGCGCUCCCUUCACAUACCUACGACGUCUAGUUCACCCGACAAGCGUCAAUACUAUAGCCUUGUGGUCGAAGUUAAGAGCUACAUUGCUCGAGGAUCCAUUGUUUUACCGUGAGAAGGAUCAGGCGGGCCUAAACCAACAGCCGUGCCCAUCGCUUCUCCAAAACUCCACGCUUUGCACACACGGUCUCCCUACCUUACCUUGCCUCAAUUCCAAGCCAUCAUCCAUCUGCCAAAUUGCCAAGAGUCAAGAAACCUAAAACUAGUUUACUUCUUUUCAGAUUUGAAAGACAGCAACCUUCUGGUUAGUCAGGGAACCGCUGUCUCGUCACCAUGUCCUUUCUCGGCAACUUCCUCCUAAUCGUUGACAAGACCUUUGACUCUCUUCCCAUCCUCGCCAAACGUGAUGAUUGGCCUCAGUACAGCCGCCAACUUCGCCUAUCCCUCCUUACUCUUGGGUUGCCUCGUCUCCUCGAUGUGGGGCUUGCCAUUCCGCUGUCACCCGCUCCGACUGUUCCUUCUCCUGACACCUCACCCAGUACCGUUUCUGCUGGUGCUGCACCUCCUCCUCCCUCUCCCAUGCCUUAUGAUCCCAUCUUGGAGUCCAAGGACUCUGUAAUUGCCGGCGCUAUCCUUCUUCGCCUUGAUCCUAGUAUCCACGAAACUUUCGUCCCUAUUGCCAUGGAUGGCCUGGGUAAUUAUACUCAUCGUCUUUAUCCUGCUCUCUCCCGUUCCUUCGGUCACUAUGACCCUCAGCAUGUCUAUGCAAAAGUUAAAGAGUUCUUUGAGAUGGAGUGUGGCGAAGGGGACGAUGUGGUAGCCUGAAUGCGUCGCUUGGGGACAAUGCGUCGUAACCUUGAGGAAAUGAAGAUGGACUGGGAGGAUCUCCAUGUCAAUGCCCUUUUCCACGGCCUCCCUUCCCGGUUCCAUCAUUUGCGAAACGAGCAGUUCGGUGGGAGUGCUCGCAAGACAGCCGCCGAUAUCGAACUCACUAUCGCCAACAUUGAUGCUGCGGCAUCCUACUUCGCGUCGUCAUCUCCUGCAGCUCUCGCUGUCUCCGUCUGCCGCUCUGACGAAACUCUUACUGCCUUCUACACGAGACUUUCUUGCAAAUGGCGUCAACCCUCUGCUGCGCAUCCUUGUGCCCGUUGCGGUUCCCCCGACCACUGGGUUGUCAGCUGCCCCUCUCCACCCGUGUCCUCCCAUCCCGCCCAUCCCGGGGCUCCCGAUUCCCAAAGAAGCAGGCGGACACAAGCUACUUCCUGUCCAAUGGGAGCGUUACGUGGGAGGCAAGUACUGCGACAAACUUUCAGGGACAAAUUGAAAUUGGCGAAACAGGGGCCUAAUGGCUCUAAAAAAGGACGAUGGGAAGUCUAUGUGGCGGCUCGAGAGAGCGCCUCAUUAAAAGACAUCAGGAACAAGCAGAAGCGACAGACGACGAUCAAGCUCGAUCCAGCAGCGGUAUUAUGGAACCGUUGGCGUGACAGAGCUCCCAAAGAUUGGUCUGAGCUAGUCAAGCUGUUGAAAAAUGUUUGUUUACUGGUGCUAACACUUAAACUCUCGUAUCCAACAAGAUUUGAAUAGAGUAAAGUAAUCCGUUACCAAGCUACUAUUAUGGACCUAUAUACAUUUCUACGCUCGCCACUACAAGCUAAAUGAUAUCAAGGUAUCCACUUCGUGAAAUAAUAAGCACAUCGCCCACUACCUCUUCUCUCGUCACAUAACCACCUACUACUUUGAAUUCCUUCUUCUGGCUCUAAGGCAAGUUAGCUGUAGAGGAUAAUGCAGACGGAAAACCUGGAGAGGUUUAAUGGCGGCCCUCCGGGUUAACAAUCCUAAUAAGCCUCCACAGGGAGGAUGAAGAACAUUCCAAUAAUAGACCACGGAAACUUUAUGGGUCAUACAAAUGCAUUCGAGUUUAUCUACAACUAUCUCAAUUUCUCUCGCAACCAACGCGAUAAAUGUCGAUCUGGUUCAACCGCACCAUAAAUAUCAGAAAAUUCGACUGCUGGGAAUAGCAC
Molecule: messenger RNA, 2194 nt
Organism: Cryptococcus deneoformans JEC21
Lineage: Eukaryota; Fungi; Basidiomycota; Tremellomycetes; Tremellales; Cryptococcaceae
Product: expressed protein
Exons: 3
Coding region: 999-1757 (252 amino acids)
Source: RefSeq, a predicted model, not a curated record